AUGGACACCAGCGACGGCGGCGCCGCGGCGGCGGCGGGUCUGGACGAGGCGGACGCGGCCUUCUUCUCCCGCAGCCGCCACCGCUGCUGCUGCUUCUCCGCGCCCUGGCAGUCCUCCUCCUCCUCCUCCUCGUACGCCCGCCGCGCGGCGGGCGGCGCGGGGACGGACGGGGAGUGGUGGCACCAGGUCGGGGACGGAAGGGCGGGGUCUGGCAGGCGGCGGUGGUGGCGGCGCGGCGUGGACGCGUUCAUGAAGGUGCGGGAGUGGUCGGAGCUCGUCGCCGGCCCGCGCUGGAAGACCUUCAUCCGCCGCUUCCGCCGCGGCCACCACCGCCACGCCGGCGGCGCCGGCGGCGGGCGGAAGCUCAACUACGACGCGCUCAACUACGCCCUCAACUUCGACGAGGGCGCCUGCAGCCCGGAGGACGGCGGCGCCGAGUACCCCGACUUCUCCGCCCGCUUCGCCGCGCCGCCGGGCUCCGUCAGGACCUCCAUGGAACUCGGCGCCCGCGACGCGCCCUCGCUCUUCCACCACCAACCGCCGCCGCACGCUCCCCCCACUGCCAUCGCCGCCGCCAAGGGCUGAUGAUGACGGCAGCCGCGCGCACCCACCGAUUUUUUUCCCCAACCAAUGGUAUAGUGGGACGGCGGAGGCGAUAAGGCUGGGACUUCCCUUUCCUCCUCUUGGAUGGAUGGUGGAUGGCGUCCAUAGGACGGUGGUGGUGGUGAUGCUCCUCCAAUUCUUUCGUUUUCUCCUACUCCGUCAUUGUACAAACCAAACAAAAUACAACGCCGUAUGCAUCCGCGCCUGUAUAUAUGAUCAUCAUCUCCUCUCCUGUCAUCAACUUGUAUAUCCAGCAGAUAAUUUGUAGAUUUCUGUUAUCGUCAGUCAUGUUGCAAUCGACGGUAUGACGAAGAAUUCAAUAGCUUUUCUUUUUCUGUUUCA
Messenger RNA from Lolium rigidum, 945 nucleotides. RefSeq lists its product as uncharacterized. The coding region runs from base 1 to 585 and encodes 194 amino acids. NCBI's taxonomy places the organism in Eukaryota, Viridiplantae, Streptophyta, Magnoliopsida, Poales, Poaceae. The transcript has a single exon. The record is from RefSeq and is a predicted model, not a curated record.